Chilo suppressalis (striped riceborer) is the source of this 678-nucleotide messenger RNA. NCBI's taxonomy places the organism in Eukaryota, Metazoa, Arthropoda, Insecta, Lepidoptera, Crambidae. The record is from the annotation of a GenBank genome assembly.
GAAAAUGUAUUGUAUAAUAACAUCUAUUGUAGCACUUUUGUAUGUACUGUGGGAUGUCAAUUACUUCCUACGGGUGGCAUUUACUAUUUGUAUUGGUAGAUUGUUUCAAAAGAAGUGCGGUGUUCGCGAUUCUACAACAAUAUACGGAUUUUGCACCACGCAAGAUGUGGACAUCUUUUUGCGUCACAUGAAUAACGCAAGAUACGUUCGAGAGUUGGACUUCGCUAGGUUUCACUUUUACGACCGCACCGGUAUCUACGCCAAUAUUAAGGCUGUGGAUGGGCAUGCUCUUCAGGGCGCUUCCAGCAUUCGGUAUAGAAGAACUAUACCUAUUUUCAGCGCUUACAAAGUAGAGACGAAGUUGGUGUACUGGGAAGAUACAACUCUUUUCAUUGAACAGAAAUUCAUAACUUUGAAUGAUGGAUUCGUGCGCGCCGUCGUGCUGUCUCGUCAGAAUUUGAUCAACGUCAACGUAGAGAGACUUUUUAGAGAUAUUCCUGGAGCUGAUCAAAAACCUGAAUGCCCAGAAGAAAUCAAGCACUGGUUGCAGUCUAUCGAAAUUUCAAGUGCGAAAUUAAGAAAAAAAGAUUAAGGGACACCCCCAGACAGUAAAUUAUUGGAUCUAUUUAUUGUUUUCUUUACUGUAUAAGCAUAACAUUUUCAAAUAAAAAGGGAAGG